AGAAAGGUGUGAUAUGGAAAUCAAGAUUGAAUGAUAUAUUCUGAUGACUUUUGCCGAUUGGAUGGUGCGCACAGAUUUCAUCACAGCGUACCACCAAUGGGGAGAUGAGGUUGCUGCUGCUGCUGAUGUGACUGCCAAUCUGAUCACCACCUCUCUACGCAGCACAGACAGACCCAACGGCAGGCUGCUGGCAGGGAGAAAAAAACAAGCUUGUGAUUGGCAUCUGCACUCAGAAUGUUGCUGGGAAACAGAGCGGGCCAAGGGAGGCUGUCGGUGAAGUGUGGAGCUUAGAGCCAGCUGCGUGAGCUGCUCUUCUUGCAAUUAACAAUUUAGAUUGUGCAACAAACGGAGGGAGGAAUAGACUGGGAAUGGACAAAAGGACCAUUUCUUAUUAGAAAAAUAAGGAGCCAUAAAGGAUAACACGAAGAAUCUGCUGGAUGUUGUUUGCCCUCCAUCUUUGGGAUCGUGAUGGGGACCAGCGAGGCGGCACUUCGCAUGGACAACGUUGAGCUGAAAGAGGAGUGGCAAGAUGACGAUUUUCCCAGACCAAUACCAGAGGAACAAAUGAUGGAUGUACUUGGACGUUUACCAGCUCUAGAAAACAGAACUCUGCCCCCGAACACGUUGAAUAUCAACGGGAAUCAUCCAAAGCGCAAAACUCUAGUUGCCCCGGAAAUCAACAUCUCCCUGGAUCAGAGUGAGGGCUCUAUCUUGUCUGAUACACCUGACGACCUGGACAUCAAUGUCGAUGAUCUGGAGACUCCCGACGAGACAGAUUCCCUGGAAUAUUUGGGAAAUGGUAAUGAGUUGGAAUGGGAAGAUGAUACUCCAGUUGCAAGUGCAAAAAAUUCUCCCAGUGCAAAAGGCGGCUCUUUUGAUGGAGAGGACGGAGAAGCCACCAAUGGGAGACUGUGGAGGACAAUCAUCAUCGGAGAACAGGAGCACAGGAUUGACAUGAAGAUCAUCAGACCAUACAUGAGAGUGGUGACUCAUGGAGGCUACUAUGGUGAAGGACUGAAUGCGAUUAUCGUAUUUGCUGCGUGUUACCUGCCCGACAGUGGAUGUGCAGACUAUACCUACAUCAUGGAAAACCUCUUCCUGUAUGUGAUCAGCAUCUUGGAGCUGCUGGUUGCUGAAGACUACAUGAUCGUGUACCUGAACGGAGCCACUCCUCGCAGGAGGAUGCCUGGCCUGGGCUGGCUGAAGAAGUGCUACCAGAUGAUAGACAGGAGGCUACGGAAGAAUCUGAAGUCAUUAAUUAUCGUCCACCCAUCCUGGUUUAUCAGGACUGUGUUGGCAAUAUCCAGGCCUUUCAUUAGUGUUAAGUUCAUGAGUAAGAUCCAGUACGCGUACACCCUCUCUGAAGUGGAGCAGGUGAUUCCGAUGGAACAGAUGCAGAUCCCAGAGUGUGUUUUACAGUUUGAAGAAGAAAGAAUCAAAGCUAAGCGACCGAGGACAGAGGAAAAUGAAAACACAACUGAGAAAAACAGAUCCGGAACUGCAGUGGAAGGGCAGGAGUAAAGAUGCUGCCCGACUUGCUGAGUAUUUCCAGCACUUUCUUUUUUUCCCCCCUGCGGUACCUUGUUUUUUGUGAAUGAAAAAACAAUUUCUUGACAGUAUUAAAAGGGUUUUGUCCGUGUUGUGAGGAGAUGAUUUCAGUAAUGGACAGUUAAUUACAUGUGGAUAUUCACUGGAAAUGUGUAAAAUUGCAGCGUUCUUGACUUGGAAAGUGGACACUGUUCUAGAGUCAGAGUGAUAGAGUGCGGAAAGAUACCCCUUGGUCACUGAGUCCACAUUAAACCCCAGUUACACUGAUAUUCAUCCUGACCCAUUUUAUGCAUCAGCUCCCCCCCACUCAGUCACACUCAUCUACACACUAGGGCAGUUUUCCACGACCAACCUGCAUGUUUUGGGAUGUGGGAGGAAAUGGGAAGAGAUUUGACUCGAGCAGAUCUUCUGUAUUUUUGUUUACUCUUCAUCUAGACAUCCCGUUGCUUGUCUGUGUAUGUGUUAGCAUUGGACAGGCUCAAACCCAGGCCACAAUCACACACUACUUUUGUUGAAAGAACCAGACAGCUGUCUCUAUUCCUCAAUGCAGAUUGUAAUGUUAUAUCCACCUGCUGCAGCUUUACUGUGUUCCCCGAAACUAAAUCACUGCAGAAAUAUCUUUCACACCAAUCCAACAGUCUUCCUCAGCCCAGAUACACUUGAAAAUGGAAAGAAAUGCUGAUAAUGUGAGAGGGAUUGGGAGCUGUAAAGAUUGUCAAAGACCAUUGUGUUCCUGUAUUGUGGAUUUGAAGUAAUCAGAUUUACACGAUGUCUAAAGUAUAACAUGCAAGAGGAUGGAACUUAUUUUCCAAAAUAAUCUUUUGAAUACGGAAUAUCAUCAUAAUCAUAAUUGUCAUUUACUAGCUAAGUAUGUUUAGCAACACACGAGGAACUUGAUUUGCCGUUCAGUCAAACCAAAAAAGCAACAACACACACAACUACAUAAAAUUUGACAUAAACAUCCACCACAGCGACUCCUCCACAUUCCCCACUGUGAUGGGAGGGAAUAAAGUCUUAUCUUCUUUCCUCCAUCCUCCCGCAGUCGGGGGAGUCGAACCACCCACAGCCGGUGAUCGAGCUCCCAAGUCGGGGCGGUCGAACUACUGCGGCUUGGAGCUCCCGAAGUCGGUCGCUGACCAGGGACCGCGAGCUCCGUAAUGUUAAAGUCCGCAGCACCCGCAGGUUGGAGCAGCAAAGGCCGACUCCCGGCAAAGGGACGGCCCACUGCGAGAAGUUCAAGUCCACAGGCUCCAUGGUUUUGGAGAUCUAGAAGUCCCAGCUGGAGGCUGCCAGCUCCACCAUGUUAGGCCGCAGUGCAGACGGAGAUACAACACAGAAACAGUUGCAUCUCAGUGAAGGAAAGAGAUGAGAGUCUCCUCCACCCGGCCCACCACAUAAUACAAACUAAAGAUAAACUAAAACAUACAUUUUACAACAAAAUAAACACACAAAGAAGGAGAAAUACAAAGCCAUCGUGUUUAAUAUAUUAAGCUAACUGUAAGUUAGAAGAAAGUAAAUCCACAAAUGGCAGUGUAGUGCAGCAGAGGAGGGUACAAGUUAGAGACCCUAUUGUUUGUUUGACCUCCUCUCCUAUCCAUCGCUGCAGUGUGCCGCAUGUCCCUGUGUGUUGAUCUCAAUGCUUGUGAUACCUGGCUGAAGUGGCCAAGCUUCACGUGUGGGCUGAGACAGAGAAUGCAACCAGGAUAUUGAACUGGAUGUUAACAGCAGUUGCUGCAAAAUACCUUCACACAACAUCCACUUCCUCACCGAGAUGAAGAAUAGAAAUAGUGAGUUUCCUCAUUGGAAAUUAGCAGGUUAAUGACUCGGUUACAUGAGUGGAUGCAAGGUGGUAUCUUUAGUAGUAACUUUGGUCCCUUUUAUUGGGAACACGGGCAGGUGGGACCAGUGUAGAUGGUUCACGUUGGCCGGGGCGGGCAAGAUGGGCCGAAGGGCCUGUUUCCACGCUGUAUCACUCUGUGACUCUGUGACAGUGCUGGGGAAGCAACAACCACACUAUCAAGGUUGAAAUAUUCAAUCUUCAAGAUAUUCAAUAUUUAAAAAAAUUAUUGAAGUAAGUAUUUUGGCCAUAAAACCAUCUCGUUAUUUUUCUGUUCUAGGAAGUUGAGAAGUUUCACGUCAUAGAUUGGAAUUCAGAGAAAACAGGAUGAAGUUCUUGGCAAAGUUGUUGUGAAAUUUCUGACACAAGUUGUAUAGUUUGUCAAUGGUUGAUUUUCACUCUGUGUCACUGACUAUAGGAUCCAGACACUGGGCUAGGAUCAUCUAAAUUCUGUGGCCACUAAUCAUGUGGCUCACAUCGUCACAUGGAAGGAAGUAUGUAGGGUUAAGGUCGUAAUUCUGUUGUCACCACAUCUCCUUUUUAUAUAAAUUAUUUAGUACUUUGGUUUUGCCAACCUUGUUCCUCCCCGUCCUCUCCUGAAGCACCACCAUCCAUUGCUCUGUCAUUAGUCUCAAAGGCACCAGCCCCCCCCCCACCCCCCCCCCAACUACACAUCAGCCUCCAUGUCCAAUGUCAGCAGCAUCUUGUCAAGGUAUCUCAGCCGCCUCGUCUCCACAAGCCGAGACUCCUGCAGCUUCUGAAUAAAACCCACCUCUGACUGAAAGCUUUGAGGCUUUGAAGUGAAUUAAGCUCCAAAUGUUCUUAAUCCACUUGCCUUGAAUGAUAAGGAUAUGCAGGAGAUUAUUUCAUCAGUUGGCCUCUGUGGAAAAAGUGUGUAGCCAGAUAAAUGUUUCAAAGCACCUGACCCAUGAAUAUUGGAGAAGGGUUUUGGUGCAGGUUUGUUACAUUCCAAUGAGUAGUUGGGACAAAGGUGGUCAAGUUAUUAUUUAACACUAACCGCAGUAAUUGCAAUGAAAAUGAAAUGAGUGCUGUUGUCCAGGUUGGAGCUGGUUUGUUGCGACCAGCAUGUUCUCAGAUUCAGUGAGGAAGGUCUCACUUUGGUCGCUGUGGAGUAACGAGCUUUGCCAAUGCAUUGUGCGGACUGUGCAAAGCUCUCCCUGGUGUUUUGAGCUUGCUCUGUGGGCUCCAGUUGCCAACUCUGCUGCUUGGUGGGAGAAUGUCGGUCAAACUGGGCAAGUAAUCAGUGAUUGGGUAGCCGGUCAUCACUGGACGUCAUAACUCACACAUGGAGAAGGUGCAAGAUGCUGCUGCAUCAGGCAGCAAGAGACAACAGGGGCAACAGCACACAGUUCUACUGGACACAGUACUGGCCAGUGUGCAAGGCCAAUGUAGUGGAGCCUGACUCAGAGAAAGACAACUGCUGACAAUCACAGUUCUAAAUGCCCAAUGAUGGGUCACUUACUGCAAGUAUAUGUUGGUGAAUCUCAUUGUAAUUGUCUGUUACGGUUAACACUUGCAUUGUUUUAAACAGUUUUUGAUUGGUUUCUUCAUGACUAAUAUUCUCAGAUAGCCGAGUUAAAUUCCAGCUGUGGAAUAACUGCUUGCUCCGUCCCAGCAGUGUGAAGGCUUACUGUGUAAUCACCAGCCGCAGACAUUGUGACGUGCUGGAUGUAUCUAUUCCAUAUUGUAUAAUCUUAAAGGUGGCUCCUUGAUGAUGUUUUGCCUAUUGUCUGUUUCAAGACUUUUCGUAGAAAACCUCAAUGAAAUAUGUUGAUCUUCUCGUUGGGUAUCUAUCUUACUGUCAGAUUCUUCACGCCAAUGUUUUCAAACUAUGGACUUUCCCACAUGCAACAGUGGGGAAACGACAAUCUCCCCCAAAUGGAAGGGUUCUCUGGUCAAUGGAAAUGGACAGCUGCAUGAAUUCCAGGAAUUGCGAAAGGUCCCACCUUUGAAUGACAUCUGGGACACAUUCCUGCUCUGCAGGAAUUUUGUUUAGUUCAGAGAUACAGUGAGGAAACAGGCCCUUCGGCCCGUCGAGUCCGCACCGACUAGCGAUCCCCACAGCAACACUAUCCUACACACACACACACACACACACACUAGGGACAAUUUACAUUUACACCAAGCCAAUUAAGCUACAAACCUGCACGUCUUUGGAGUGUGGGGGGAAACCGAAGAUUCCGAAGACAACCCACGCAGGUCUCGGGGAAAACGUACAAACUCCGCACAGACAGCACCCGUAGUCAGGAUCUAACCCGGGGCUCUGGCAAAUCCUUUUGUGAAUGAAUCCUUUCAUGACGCUAGUAUUCAAAAUAAUGCAUUUUCCUCCUCCUCCCAUUUACCUGUAAGAUCCAACAUCUUGAUGGACAAUUCAUUCAAAGCCUAACUGGUCCUGGAGUGUUGAGCAGGCUUACAUUCAAUGUCUUUAUGCCCUAUCCAUAGACAGUGGGGAGGCUGUUGGAGUUAUAUAGAUACAUAGACAAUAGGUGCAGAAGUAGGCCAUUCAGCCCUUCUAGCCAGCACCGCCAUUCAAUGUGAUCAUCCACAAUCAGUACCCUGUUCCUGCCUUCUCCCCAAA
Messenger RNA from Leucoraja erinaceus (little skate), 5984 nucleotides. RefSeq names its product caytaxin-like. Gene Ontology annotation, biological process: apoptotic process. Gene Ontology annotation, cellular component: cytoplasm. The coding region runs from base 469 to 1521 and encodes 350 amino acids. The transcript is spliced from 13 exons. The record is from RefSeq and is a predicted model, not a curated record. Lineage: Eukaryota; Metazoa; Chordata; Chondrichthyes; Rajiformes; Rajidae.